UGCCUUUGGAGGUUCCAAUUAAAUCUUUGUGGACAAAGGGCACACACACAGCAUCCUCAGAUAACAGGUGGCAAUAAACCCAUCAGCACAUCCACUUUCAGAGAACAGAGUCCCUGCUGCCUUGUGAACAGCUGCCAAGCCUGCUGGAGAGCCUCCCACCAAGAUAGGCUCUAAGUGAAUUUCAUUCGUCUGGGCAGACUUCCUCCCCACUUCUGUAAGAACUGCAGAAGACCUGCAGCUGUACCAGGACCCUCCCUAAGAACCUGGAGGAGAAGACGCCCCCAGCCCCCACUCAGCAUGCUCCAGGUGGUUCUGGACACUCCUCAGCGGCUCCUGAAGGAGGGGAGAGAGUCCCGGCAGCUGGUGCUGGUGGUGGUGUUUGUCGCUCUGCUGCUGGACAACAUGCUGCUCACUGUAGUGGUGCCCAUUGUGCCCACCUUCCUGUAUGCCACAGAGUUUGAAGAUGUCAACUCUUCUCUGCACCUUGGCCAUGCUCUCAGUUCCCAGCAGGCCCUCAGCUCUCCCGCCUUUUCCACCAUCUUCUCCUUCUUUGACAACAACACCAUAGUGGUUGAAGAAAAUGCACCCAGUGGCACAGCAUGGAUGAAUGGCACCUUUGCCACCAUCCCCCCUCCAGUCACUGAAGCCAUCUCAGCACAUAAAAACAACUGCUUGCAAGGCACAGAGUUCUUAAAGGAAGAGAACAUCCGGGUUGGGGUUCUGUUUGCUUCAAAGGCUCUGAUGCAACUUCUGGUCAACCCCUUCGUGGGACCUCUCACCAACAGGAUUGGAUAUCACAUUCCCAUGUUUGCUGGCUUUGUUAUCAUGUUUCUCUCCACAGUCAUGUUUGCUUUUUCUGGCACUUAUACUCUGCUGUUUGUGGCCCGAACCCUUCAAGGCAUCGGAUCUUCAUUUUCAUCUGUUGCAGGUCUGGGAAUGUUGGCAAGUGUCUACACUGAUGAUGACGAGAGAGGGCGAGCCAUGGGGAUUGCCUUGGGGGGCCUGGCCUUGGGAGUACUGGUGGGCGCACCCUUUGGCAGCAUGAUGUAUGAGUUUGUUGGGAAGUCCACUCCCUUCCUCAUCUUGGCCUUGCUGGCACUACUGGAUGGAGCGCUCCAGCUUUGCAUCCUGCAGCCUUCCAAAGUCUCUCCUGAGAGUGCCAAGGGGACUCCGCUCUUUACGCUUCUCAAAGACCCUUACAUCCUGGUGGCUGCAGGUUCCAUCUGCUUUGCCAACAUGGGAGUGGCCAUGCUGGAGCCCACACUGCCCAUCUGGAUGCUGCAGACCAUGUGCUCCCCUGAGUGGCAGCUGGGUCUAGCUUUCUUGCCUGCCAGUGUGUCCUACCUCAUUGGCACCAACCUCUUUGGUGUGUUGGCCAACAAGAUGGGUCGGUGGCUGUGCUCCCUGAUUGGCAUGGUGGUAGUAGGUACCAGCUUGCUCUGUGUUCCUCUGGCUCACGAUAUUCUUGGUCUCAUUGGCCCCAAUGCAGGGCUUGGCUUUGCCAUAGGCAUGGUGGAUUCCUCUAUGAUGCCCAUCAUGGGGCACCUGGUGGACCUGCGCCACACCUCGGUGUAUGGGAGCGUCUAUGCCAUCGCCGACGUGGCUUUUUGCUUGGGCUUUGCUGUAGGCCCAUCCACUGGGGGUGCCAUCGUGAGGGCCAUCGGCUUCCCCUGGCUCAUGGUCAUCAUCGGCGUUGUCAACAUCACCUAUGCUCCUCUCUGCUUCUACCUGCGGAGUCCCCCAGCCAAGGAGGAGAAGCUAGCUAUUCUGAGCCAAGACUGCCCCAUGGAGACUCGGAUUUAUGCAACCCAGAAGCCCACAAAGGAAUUCCCCCUGGGGGAGAACAGCGAUGUGGAACCUGACAGUGAGGGGUAGCAGCCGAGGUGGUCCUGAGCCCUGUCACAUGUGAAUCCGACCCUGAGAUAACAGCAAAGACAGGAGCAGAAACCAGAGUCUUGGGGAGACUCUGCACCUGUGACCUUGCACAAAGCCCUCACUGCUCACAUCCCCUUUCCCUCCUUCUUUUCAUUUCCCAUGUUCCACUCCCUCAGCUACCUCUUUAAAAACCCAUUAGUAAAUCUGAGUCUUGAAGAUGGUUUUAGUCCAGCCAU
Molecule: messenger RNA, 2111 nt
Organism: Galeopterus variegatus (Sunda flying lemur)
Lineage: Eukaryota; Metazoa; Chordata; Mammalia; Dermoptera; Cynocephalidae
Gene: SLC18A1
Product: solute carrier family 18 (vesicular monoamine transporter), member 1
Exons: 17
Coding region: 298-1875 (525 amino acids)
Biological process (GO): xenobiotic transport; aminergic neurotransmitter loading into synaptic vesicle; transmembrane transport
Cellular component (GO): synaptic vesicle membrane; terminal bouton
Molecular function (GO): xenobiotic transmembrane transporter activity; serotonin:sodium:chloride symporter activity
Source: RefSeq, a predicted model, not a curated record